CUAUGUAUCUACGUCAAUAAGGUAUGUUUCCAUAGCUACGUAAUCUAUAUUACAGCCAACAAUAUUUGUUUUCAUGGGAGAUGUGACUACUACUGUGACACUGGCCACGCCAUCUGUGGGCAUCCAGACACACUUGAAGGUAGUUUUGCUGUGUAUCUUCCGAUAAAGAGCCUCGCUCCCAGGAAAGUAUGGCGGCAUCCAUGGAGAAGGUCCUAUCACAAGCGACGGAAAGCAGAAUGGGAAAAAAAUGACGACUACUGCAACGUCGUCAGGAAAAAGCCACCGUACAACGACGGAAGACGACUCGUAGAUAUCAUGGAUAUGGCUGUUCUAGAUUUUAUAAUUGGGAACAUGGACCGCCAUCACUAUGAAACGUUUAAAAUAUUCGGAAAUAAUAGUUUCCCCCUCCACCUGGACCACGGAAGAGGGUUUGGAAAAGCCCACCACGACGAACUGUCUAUUCUUGCUCCUAUUUACCAAUGUUGUAUCAUUCGUCAAUCAACACUGAAGCGGUUGCUAGAGCUUCAUCUAGGCCCUCUCAGACUCAGCGACAUUGUACGGAAGUCGCUAAGUACCGAUCCGGUCUAUCCUGUUCUAACGGAGGCCCACUUAGUUGCCUUGGACCGACGACUUGGAAUAUGCUUGUCUACCAUCCGCCAAUGUUUACAAGAAAAACGACCAGACGAAGUUUUAAUAUAUAACGAUGAUUAACAACGAGGCUUAGAAACAGAUAUGGAAAAAUAAAGUGAUUAGUUUGGAUUCCAUAUGUGCUUCACGAACCUGGUACUAAACUUCUCAACGUCUGGAAAUUCGUGAGUUUCGUGUGUUCGGUAAAGUUUAACGUGAGAAACUGGUUCUGGAAAUUCGUGAGUUUCGUGUGUUCGGUAAAGUUUAACGUGAGAAACUGGUUCUGGAAAUUCGUGAGUUUCGUGUGUUCGGUAAAGUUUAACGUGAGAAACUGGUUCUGGAAAUUCGCGAGUUUCGUGUGUUCGGUAAAGUUUAACGUGAGAAACUGGUUCUGGAAAUUAGUGAGUUUCGUGUGUUCGGUAAAGUUUAACGUGAGAAACUGGUUCUGGAAAUUAGUAAGUUUCGUGUGUUCGGUAAAGUUUAACGUGAGAAACUGGUUCUGGAAAUUCGUGAGUUUCGUGUGUUCGGUAAAGUUUAACGUGAGAAACUGGUUCUGGAAAUUCGUGAGUUUCGUGUGUUCGGUAAAGUUUUUAAUGAGAAAGUUUAAAUAGAAAGACACUUCACACUGGUAGGUAGAAAUAAAUUGAAAUACGUGAGCAUUAAGUCACGUGACGUUCUUCUUGCACGUGCAUAAUAAAUCCGUAAAGUUAUAUAUUAUAACGCAGCUUCAAUGUUUGACUAACUUAGUGACAGUCAAAGUAACUAAUAAAGCAUCAUAUUUUACAACGGUUCUGGGAAAAGUUGUGAGUGUUUUAUAAUGAUAGAUUCUAUUUAAACAGCAUUUGUACGUUUUAAGAAGUACUUUAGAUAUGUGUUGAUACUAAUGUAUACCUGCCAAAUAUUGGCUACAGAUAUUUUACCCUCGAGAGAAAAUAAAACUUGACUUUUAGAUUC
Messenger RNA from Limulus polyphemus (Atlantic horseshoe crab), 1581 nucleotides. Its product is annotated as extracellular serine/threonine protein CG31145-like. The annotation marks the transcript as partial. The record is from RefSeq and is a predicted model, not a curated record. Gene Ontology annotation, biological process: protein phosphorylation. Gene Ontology annotation, cellular component: Golgi apparatus. Gene Ontology annotation, molecular function: protein serine/threonine kinase activity. The transcript has 3 exons. Lineage: Eukaryota; Metazoa; Arthropoda; Merostomata; Xiphosura; Limulidae.